AUGCUGGGGACACAGAGGGAGGUGGGGGGACACCCAGGGGUCCGGGGGGUGGCAGCAGAGCCGUGUCCCCGGGCAGGUGACGCGCUGAACCAGCAGCACCGGCUCUUCGAGGAGUACCAGGACCCCUGUCGGCAGGGGCCGGGCCAGGACCAGCCCUGGGCCAUCGGGACGCUGCUCAACUACCUCAAGAUCUACGAGGAGCCCGUGUCCACCCCCGAGAAGAUGAAGAGGACGCUGUCCCAGCCCUGGGGGCGGCAGCAGUACCUGGCGGGGCCCAUCCUGUGCAACGGGGACCCCGAUCCCGCCGCCCCCCGGCCCUGGCAGGGCCGGCGUGUGGACUACGCGCUGCACCGCAGGCACCCGGCGCUGCCCACCGUGAGUGCCCCCUGUCCCUGUGUCCCCUGUGUCCCCUGUGUCCCCCGUGUCCCCUGUCCCCGUGUCCUGACGCUGCUGACCCUGCAGGAGGUGGCCGCGGUCUCCGUCGUCACCCAACUGGCCACGUUCUCCGACCACCUGCCCGUGGCUCUGCGGCUCCGGGUGGGACCCGCCGGCCCCUGA
Empidonax traillii (willow flycatcher) is the source of this 558-nucleotide messenger RNA. RefSeq names its product sphingomyelin phosphodiesterase 5-like. Lineage: Eukaryota; Metazoa; Chordata; Aves; Passeriformes; Tyrannidae. The transcript has 3 exons. The coding region runs from base 1 to 558 and encodes 185 amino acids. The record is from RefSeq and is a predicted model, not a curated record.